GUAACUGUAAUCGAGGAAAUACGGUAGCAAAUUAUUUUCUCCUUCUCUCCAGCACUACAUCCAGUACAAAACUGAAUGUGAUACCAAAAAGCGGCAGUAGGAUCAACCAUGGCUGAACGCCGCGCUUUUGCUCAGAAAAUCAGUAGGACCGUAGCAGCCGAAGUAAGAAAACAGAUCUCUAGUCAGUAUGGUGGCUCCCCUCAGCUCCUCAAGAAUCUGAAUGUUGGUGCCAGUGUCUCUCAUCACACUGUGCCACUAACAGAAAUUGUAGAACCUGUGGAUUUUGAAGAGUAUCUUACUGCACAUCCUCCUGCAGUUGAUUCUGGACCGUUAAGGGACUUAAUUGAAUUUCCUUCUGAUGAUAUUGAAGUCAUCUAUACACCAAGAGAAUGCAGAACAAUAACACAAGCUCUACCAGAAGAGGGGGAAAUGGACGCCCAUGUCCGGGAUUGUGUAAGAAGCUACACUGAAGACUGGGGAAUUGCUUGCAGAAAGUACCAGAAACUUGGCACUGGCUUUAAUCCUAACACAUUAGAUAAACAGAAGGAAAGACAGAAAGGUUUGCCUAAGCAGGUCUUUGAGUCUGAUGAGUCUCCGGACAAUAGCUGUCAAGAUGAGCAGGAUGAUCUUAAGAGGCGUUCCAUGUCGAUAUAUGACACUCCUCGAGGUAGUUGGGCCUGCAGUAUUUAUGACCUUAAGACCUCUCUCCCUGAUGCACUUCUGCCAAAUCUACUAGACCGAGCCCCAAAUGAAGAAAUCGACCAUCAGAAUGAAGUGCAAAGAAAAUCAAACCGGCAUAAAGAAUUGUUCGCAUUAUAUCCGGCACCAGAUGAGGAAGACCCAAUAGAAAGGCAUACUGUUCCUGAAGUGCCAAGAGAACACUUUGGUCAAAGGCUUCUGGUAAAAUGUUUAUCUCUAAAGUUUGAAAUUGAAAUUGAACCAAUUUUUGCAAGCUUAUCAUUGUAUGAUGUCAAAGAAAAGAAAAAGAUUUCAGAAAAUUUUUACUUCGAUUUAAACUCUGAGCAAGUGAAGACAAUGCUGCGCCCUCAUGUGCCUCCAGCUGCUAUUUCAACCCUAGCUAGGUCAGCCAUCUUUUCCAUCACAUAUCCCUCUCAGGAUGUGUUUCUCGUAAUAAAGCUGGAGAAGGUACUACAACAAGGGGACAUAGGAGAGUGCGCUGAACCAUAUAUGAUUUUCAAAGAGGCUGACACUUCUAAGAAUAAAGAGAAAUUGGAGAAACUGAAAAACCAAGCAGAGCAGUUUUGUCAGAGAUUGGGAAGAUACCGAAUGCCUUUUGCAUGGACAGCUAUUCAUCUAAUGAAUAUAGUCAGCAGUGCUGGAAGUUUGGAACGAGACACAACGGAUGUAGAAAUGGGAUCAGGAGAACGCAAAGGCUCGUGGUCAGAAAGAAGAAAUUCAAGCAUUGUUGGGAGACGUUCAUUGGAAAGAACAACAAGUGGUGAUGAAUCGUGUAACCUCACAAGCUUCAGACCUGCCACUCUUACUGUUACAAACUUCUUUAAGCAGGAAGGGGAUCGACUGAGUGAUGAAGAUUUAUACAAAUUUCUUGCUGACAUGAGAAGACCUUCUUCUGUUUUAAGGAGACUAAGGCCAAUCACAGCCCAGCUGAAGAUUGACAUUUCACCUGCUCCAGAAAACCCCCACUACUGCUUGACUCCAGAGUUACUACAGGUCAAACCAUAUCCCGACAGUAGAGUUAGACCCACAAAAGAAAUACUGGAAUUUCCAGCCAAGGAUAUAUAUGUUCCAAAUACUAUUUACAGAAAUCUACUCUAUGUAUAUCCACAAAGUCUCAACUUUGCAAAUCGUCAAGGUUCUGCCAGAAACAUUACUGUAAAAGUCCAGUUUAUGUGUGGAGAGGAUCCAAGUAAUGCUAUGCCGGUAAUUUUUGGGAAGUCUAGCUGUCCAGAGUUUUCAAAGGAAGCUUAUUCAGGAGUAAUAUAUCACAACAGAUCACCUGAUUUUUAUGAAGAAAUAAAAGUUAAGCUUCCUGCAACUUUAACAGAUCACCACCACCUGCUGUUUACCUUCUAUCAUGUUAGCUGCCAGCAGAAGCAGAACACUCCUCUCGAGACUCCAGUUGGAUACACGUGGAUACCAAUACUUCAGAAUGGACGUCUUCGAACUAGCCAGUUUUGUCUACCAGUUUCUCUGGAGAAACCACCUCAGGCUUACUCUGUCCUUUCUCCUGAAGUGCCUCUUCCUGGAAUGAAAUGGGUCGACAACCAUAAAGGCGUUUUCAAUGUGGAAAUGAUUGCUGUUUCAACAAUCCAUACACAGGAUCAAUAUCUCGAUAAGUUCUUUGCACUGGUUCAUGCACUGGAUGAACACAUGUUUCCUGUUCGUAUUGGUGAAAUCAGAAUUAUGGAAAACAACUUAGAAAAUGAGCUGAAGACUAGCAUUUCUUCUUUAAAUUCCACAAUGCUGGAGCCAGUGGUGCGAUUUCUUCAUCUCUUACUCGAUAAGCUUAUUUUACUAGUAGUACGACCCCCUGUUCUUGCAGGCCAAAUAGUAAACCUUGGUCAGGCGUGCUUUGAAGCUAUGGCUUCUAUUGUAAAUAGAUUGCACAAAAACCUAGAAGGAAGUCAGGACCAACAUGGCAGGAACAAUCUUUUGGCUUCUUAUAUCCACUAUGUUUUCCGAUUGCCAAAUACAGAACCUGGUUCCCAGUCACCAGGAUCUGGUAAUUUAGGAGGUUCGGUACAUUAUGCUACAAUGGCUAGAACAGCUGUGAGACCAGCAAGCCUAAAUCUCAGUAGAUCCAGAAGCCUUAGUAACAGCAAUCCAGAUAUCUCUGGUACACCAACAUCCCCAGAUGAUGAAGUAAGAUCUAUAAUUGGAAGCAAGGGUUUAGAUCGUUCCAAUUCCUGGGUAAAUACUGGUGGUCCAAAGGCUACCCAGUGGGGAACCACCCCCAGUUCAAGCACUGAAUCAAUGCAGGCUUUGGAUCGAAGUUGUAACCGCAUGUCUUCACACACGGAGACGUCCAGUUUCUUACAAACAUUAACAGGACGAUUACCAACUAAAAAGCUUUUCCAUGAAGAACUUGCAUUACAGUGGGUCGUCAGCAGUGGAACUGUCCGUGAAGCAGCUUUACAGCAGGCGUGGUUUUUCUUUGAGCUUAUGGUGAAAAGCAUGAUAUAUCACUUGCAUUUUACAGACAAGCUUGAUUCUUCUCGAAAAACACGCUUUCCAGAACGUUUUAUGGAUGACAUAACUGCUUUGGUUAGCACAAUAGCUGGAGAUAUUAUUUCUAGAUACCAAAAGGAUGUUGAAUUAAUUGAAAGACUGAAUAUGAGUCUUGCGUUUUUCCUUACUGAUCUGUUUUCUGUCAUGGAUAGAGGAUUUGUUUUUAAUCUUGUUAAGGUCUACUGUAAGCAGGUUGGUUCAAAGCUGAAUACACUGCUUGCUCCAAGUAUGCUGAGUUCACUUAGACUGGAUUUCCUUCGAAUUGUCUGCAGUCAUGAGCACUUUGUGACACUUAAUCUGCCCUGUAGCCUUCUGACACCACCUGUAUCUCCAUCCCCAUCUGUAUCAUCUGCAACUUCUCAGAGUUCUGGGUUUUCAACUAAUAUACAAGAUCAGAAGAUUGCUAACAUGUUUGAAUUGUCAAUGCCUUUCCGUCAACAGCACUUUUUAUCAGGGCUUGUGCUUUCCGAAUUGGCUGUUAUUCUAGAUCCUGAAUCAGAUGGUUUGUUUGGAUUGCAUAAGAAGGUCAUUAACAUAGUACACAACCUGCUGUCUAGUCACGACUCAGACCCUCGGUACACUGAUCCAGAGGUGAAAGCCCGAGUGGCUAUGCUCUACUUACCAUUGAUUGGGAUUGUCAUGGAAACACUGCCACAGCUGUAUGACUUCACAGAAACUCAAAACCACCGUGGGCGACCAAGCUGUGUUACAGCUGAAGAAUAUGAAAAUGAGAGCAGCAGCAUGAUCAGUCAGACUGUUGCUAUGGCAAUUGCUGGAACAUCUGUACCUCAGCUCUCUCGACCAAGCAGCUUUCUUCUCACCCCUACGACUGGUCGUCAGUAUACAAAUUUUUCAGCAGAAUCAAGUCGUAAUCUUUUGAUUUGUCUUUUGUGGGUUUUGAAAAAUGCUGAUGAAAAUGUUCUACAGAAGUGGUUUACUGACCUGUCAGUGUUGCAGCUUAACCGUUUAUUAGAUUUAUUGUACCUUUGUGUAUCGUGCUUUGAAUACAAGGGCAAGAAAGCAUUUGAAAGGCUGAACAGUUUGACUUUUAAAAAGUCAAAAGAUAUGAAGGCAAAGCUUGAAGAAGCUAUUUUGGGAAGCAUAGGAGCUCGGCAGGAGAUGGUUCGUAGAAGUAGAGCUCAACUAGCAGACAGAAGCCCCUCGGGAAGUGCAUUUGGAAGUCAAGAGAAUUUGCGAUGGAGAAAAGAUAUGACUCACUGGCGCCAGAACAGUGAAAAGCUUGAUAAGAGCCACAAACCAACCAGGUCAAGAGCAGAGCUGGAGCAUGAAGCACUCAUUGAUGGAAAUCUUGCCACUGAAGCCAAUCUCAUCAUUGUAGAUACACUGGAAAUAAUUGUUCAGACUGUAUCUGUGACAGAAUCCAAAGAAAGCAUCCUGGGUGGGGUGCUUAAAGUUCUGCUGCACAGUAUGGCUUGCAAUCAGAGUGCACUUUAUCUGCAGCACUGCUUUGCCACACAGCGAGCCCUGGUUUCAAAGUUUCCAGAACUUUUAUUUGAAGAAGAAACUGAACAGUGUGCAGAUCUGUGUCUCCGUCUCCUGCGCCACUGCAGUAGCAGCAUAAGUACGAUCAGAGCACAUGCCAGUGCUUCCUUGUACCUCCUUAUGAGACAAAACUUCGAGAUUGGUAAUAAUUUUGCCAGAGUGAAAAUGCAGGUAACUAUGUCAUUGUCAUCUCUGGUUGGCACAUCCCAGAACUUCCAUGAAGAGUUUUUACGACGUUCUUUGAAAACUAUUCUGACAUAUGCUGAAGAAGAUUUGGAAUUACGAGAAACAACAUUCCCAGAUCAGGUUCAGGAUUUGGUAUUUAAUCUUCACAUGAUUCUUUCUGACACUGUUAAGAUGAAGGAGCACCAGGAGGACCCAGAAAUGCUGAUUGAUUUAAUGUACAGGAUUGCAAAAGGAUACCAGACAUCACCAGACCUUCGCUUAACUUGGCUGCAGAACAUGGCUGGGAAACACUCCGAGAGGGGCAAUCACGCAGAGGCAGCACAGUGCCUGGUACAUUCUGCAGCAUUAGUUGCUGAAUACUUGAACAUGCUGGAGGAUCGCAAGUACCUUCCAGUAGGAUGUGUAACAUUUCAGAACAUCUCUUCAAAUGUUUUGGAGGAAUCUGCAGUCUCUGAUGAUGUGGUGUCUCCAGAUGAGGAAGGUAUAUGUUCAGGAAAGUAUUUCACAGAAGUGGGGCUAGUUGGGCUUUUGGAACAGGCAGCAGCAUCCUUCUCUUUGUCUGGCAUGUAUGAAGCAGUAAAUGAAGUUUACAAAGUUCUGAUUCCAAUUCAUGAAGCUAAUAGGGAUGCUAAAAAGCUAGCGACUAUUCAUGGCAAACUACAAGAAGCAUUCAGCAAGAUUGUCCAUCAGAGCACUGGCUGGGAGGAUGGAAAGCGCAUGUUUGGCACAUACUUUCGUGUUGGAUUUUAUGGCUCCAAAUUUGGAGAUCUGGAUGAACAAGAAUUUGUUUACAAGGAGCCAGCCAUAACAAAACUUGCUGAAAUUUCACAUAGAUUAGAGGGGUUUUAUGGUGAACGUUUUGGUGAGGAUAUUGUGGAAGUUAUUAAAGACUCCAACCCAGUAGACAAAUGCAAAUUAGAUUCCAAUAAGGCAUAUAUUCAGAUAACAUAUGUGGAGCCUUACUUUGAUACAUAUGAAAUGAAGGACAGAAUAACAUAUUUUGACAAGAACUAUAAUUUACGGCGAUUCAUGUAUUGCACACCAUUCACAUUAGAUGGGAGGGCACACGGAGACCUUCAUGAACAGUUUAAACGGAAGACCAUCCUGACAACGUCACAUGCCUUUCCUUACAUCAAAACCAGAAUAAAUGUUGUUCACAAAGAAGAGAUUAUCUCAACACCAAUUGAAGUGGCCAUAGAAGACAUGCAGAAGAAAACACAGGAGCUGGCUUUUGCUACUCAUCAGGAUCCUGCAGAUCCCAAGAUGCUUCAGAUGGUUCUCCAAGGCUCCGUAGGAACGACAGUAAACCAAGGGCCAUUAGAAGUAGCACAGGUGUUCUUGUGUGACAUACCAAAUGAUCCUAAGCUUUUUCGACACCAUAAUAAACUACGGUUGUGCUUUAAGGAUUUCACAAAAAGGUGUGAAGAUGCAUUGCGCAAAAACAAAAGUCUAAUUGGCCCUGACCAAAAGGAAUAUCAGCGAGAACUAGAAAGGAACUACCAUCGCCUCAAAGAAUCUCUUCAUCCUUUGAUAAAUAGGAAGAUCCCUCAACUGUACAAACCAGUAUUGCCAGUUUCUUGCCACAGAGAUUCUUUCAGCAGAAUGAGCCUUCGCAAGCUGGAUAUCUAAAAAGCACUUAUUCUUGUAUGUACAUUUUUGAAGGAAUGCUGUCAACUUGAAGAAUUUAAGAAGAAAUGUGAUUGGAGAGUACCUCAUUUUGAAUCAACACUAAACUUUUUCCUGUGCUGCAGUUUUAUGUUGCCAAGUAUUUAUUGUCAAAUGUGGAAGCAAAUACUUGAAAAAAGUGCAAAAUUUUAAUGAUCUAUGCUUCAGACGUUCCAGAUUAGCACUUUUUAAAGACAAGACAGUUUUAGAGCAUUAUGUACACUAAUCAAGAAAGUAUUUCACAGAGACAUCUCUAUUAUGUUUUUAGUUGUAUUUAUGUGUCAAAAAUAUAAGAUUGUCUUUAUAAACAUUUUUUAUCUAGUAAUAUUUACUUUAAGGUAAUAUUAAAUAUUUUUUAAAACUUU
Protopterus annectens (West African lungfish) is the source of this 6929-nucleotide messenger RNA. RefSeq names its product dedicator of cytokinesis 7 (gene DOCK7). Gene Ontology annotation, biological process: axonogenesis; small GTPase-mediated signal transduction; positive regulation of GTPase activity. Lineage: Eukaryota; Metazoa; Chordata; Ceratodontiformes; Protopteridae. The record is from RefSeq and is a predicted model, not a curated record. Bases 109 to 6528 code for a protein of 2139 amino acids. Gene Ontology annotation, molecular function: guanyl-nucleotide exchange factor activity. The transcript has 51 exons.